AAGCGGAUCCCGCGCUGAUCAGUCAGUUUUGUGCGCGCGGACAGUAAACAAACGGCGAUCAAUCGCUGAUCACGCGCUCGGCAGAAGUUCGAAAGUCGUGAUCGGUUCCGUGAAACAUGGCGACCCCUCCGAAGAGGCCGUGCUCCGGGCCCCGCAGCCCGCCGCUGGACGGCAGCUUCUCCCGCCGCCUCAAGAAGAUCUCCAUCGAGGGAAACAUCGCUGCAGGAAAGUCGACUUUUGUUCGCCUCCUUCAAGCAGCGUCAGACGACUGGGAGGUGAUCCCUGAGCCCAUCGCCAAAUGGUGCAACAUCCAGAAUGACAGCGAUGAUGUUUACCAGGAUCUGAGUUCCUCUCAGAAAAGUGGAGGAAACCUGCUGCAGAUGUUGUACGAUAAACCCAGUCGCUGGUCCUACACCUUUCAGAGUUACGCGUGUCUCAGCCGAGUUCGUGCUCAGCUUCAGUCUCCUUCAGCCAAACUUCAGCAGGCGGAGAAUCCAGUUCAGUUCUACGAACGCUCCGUCUACUCCGACAGGUACGUGUUUGCAUCCAACCUGUUUGAAUGCGGGAACCUGACAGAAGCGGAGUUCAGUGUUUAUCAGGACUGGCACACCUGGUUACUGAACCAGUUUGAACCGGACAUCACUCUCGAUGCCAUCAUCUACCUGAGAGCCCCACCACAGCGCUGUAUGCAGCGGUUGCUCCAUCGGGGUCGGGACGAGGAGCAGGGCAUUCCUCUGGAGUACCUGGAACAGCUUCACUUCAAGCAUGAGUCCUGGUUGUACCACAGGAACCUGAGGUGA
This is a messenger RNA of Stegastes partitus (bicolor damselfish), 800 nucleotides long. RefSeq names its product deoxycytidine kinase-like. Lineage: Eukaryota; Metazoa; Chordata; Actinopteri; Pomacentridae. The coding region runs from base 117 to 800 and encodes 227 amino acids. Gene Ontology annotation, molecular function: deoxynucleoside kinase activity; ATP binding. Gene Ontology annotation, cellular component: mitochondrion; cytoplasm. The record is from RefSeq and is a predicted model, not a curated record. The transcript has 6 exons. Gene Ontology annotation, biological process: nucleobase-containing compound metabolic process.